Messenger RNA from Engraulis encrasicolus (European anchovy), 1101 nucleotides. RefSeq names its product proteolipid protein 2-like. Lineage: Eukaryota; Metazoa; Chordata; Actinopteri; Clupeiformes; Engraulidae. The transcript is spliced from 6 exons. The record is from RefSeq and is a predicted model, not a curated record. The coding region runs from base 73 to 534 and encodes 153 amino acids.
GUUUUGCCUGAAGGUGUCAUCUGCACUGGAUUUUUGCUGUGUGUGACCAACUGUAACUACUACUGACUAGAAAUGUCAGACGCAGAGGAAACAACAACAGCAGCAACUGUGGAUAUGGCCUCUAGCAUGACCACAGCCACCAAUUACUUACAGACGCGCAAAGGCAUGGUAAUGGCAGGAGAAAUGCUUCUCUGCAUGUUGUCUAUCAUUGGCAAGACUGUUCCAGUCAAUGUGAGUUGCAACAUCCAUGUGCCUAUUGCACAGAUUGUGUUUGGCACUUUGAUGCUAAGUGGCUUUGCUAAAGGCUUGGACAAGACAUCCUUUCAGGCCCACUGGCUGUUUUGUGACCUCAUCAGGGUUGUGAAUGGGUCAGUCAUGCUCCUGGUGACUUCAGGCCAAUGCUUUGUUGCGAUCGCUAGCACGGUUCCCUCACUCCUAGCAGGGGAGAUAUUGGGAUUGUGUGCGGGUGGCUUAUUUGCUUAUGAUACUUUCUUAGUGUUCUCUAUGAUAAAGAGUACACCUGCCCACCCCUGACCCAGAGCUAACGAGAGAGCAUACUGAAUAUGACAUGACAACCUCUGAAGACAGAAGAAGAGAAAAAACCCUCAUGGAACUAAAAGAAGGACUGAAAGUCAAAUGGUAUCUCUAAUAAAAACAUACUAGUUGAAAAAAGUGUUAACUGUGUUUGGAAACAUGCACAUAACUGUGAAAUAGUUCACAAUGGGUUUCCCUAUACCUGUAUUUUAUUUCCCACUGUUAUUUAGUUUUCAGUUUUCCUUUGAGUCUGUCUCUUGUUCCAGUUAGAAUUAGAACACUGUCUUUUCUCACCACCACAAAUAAGAAUGUGUCUGUCAAAAGAUUAUUGAACAAUUUCCACCGUUUUGACACUUUAAUAGAAGACAAAGUACUGUAUAUGAUAUAUAUUGACCUUACCUUAAAAGUUGUCUUGACCGCAGUAUUUAUCCCCACUUUUAAUCCAUGCGUAUCCACCACCAUCAUUCAUGUUCCACAGUUUUUGUAAUCCACAUCAUAGCUCGAAAGGGACUAUCUUCGAGAUUAACUUUAAUUAUAAAAGUAAGCAACUGAUCUGAGCCAAAAAUU